AAAGUUUCACACACUACUCUCAAAAUUAAAGACUCUGUAAUAUUUUUAAUAUUAUGAAAUUGAAUAUGAAGUUUUCGAUAAUGACGACCGUUUUUAUGGUGUGUGUUCAUGUUGUGGUUGUGGAGCCAGGUGGUGCGUUGGGAUUGGGUAAAAGACAAUGGGGUUUACAGAGAAAGGAAGUUAUUCCCACCUCCGCCGGAGAAGACGACCUCGUUACUAACUUGCCCGGCCAGCCCCUCGUCGGAUUCCGCCAUUUUGCCGGCUAUGUCACCGUCCAUCAGUCCCACGGUAGGGCAUUGUUUUACUGGUUCUACGAGGCUGCCUCUACCCCUCAUCAAAAACCCUUGGUUCUUUGGCUCAAUGGAGGUCCUGGCUGCUCCUCUGUGGGUUAUGGAGCAACACAAGAGAUUGGUCCUUUCAUAGUGGACAAUGAUGCAAAAGGACUUAAAUUAAAUGACUAUUCUUGGAAUAAAGAGGCCAAUAUGCUAUUCUUGGAAUCUCCUAUUGGUGUUGGCUUUUCAUACUCAAAUACAACCGCCGAUUACGACAAUCUAGGGGACGAAUUUACAGCAAAUGAUGCAUAUAACUUUUUGCAAAAGUGGUUCCUCAAGUUUCCUUCGUACAGAAACCACACUUUUUACAUCGCAGGAGAGAGUUAUGCAGGCAAAUAUGUUCCUGAACUGGCUGAGCUCAUCCACGAUAGGAAUAAAGAUUCUUCCUUCCACAUCAAUCUGCAUGGUGUUUUGUUGGGGAACCCAGAAACUUCAGAUAGUGAUGAUUGGAGAGGAAUGGUGGAUUAUGCAUGGAGCCAUGCAGUGAUAUCUGAUGAAACUCACAAAAUAAUAAGAGAAAGUUGUGAUUUUAAUAGCAAUGACACUUGGAGUAAUAACAAUUGUAGUGAAGCAGUGGAUGAGUUGCUUACCCAAUACAAAGAAAUUGAUAUUUACAGCCUUUAUACCUCUCUUUGCAUUGCUAAUUCUGCAUCUGCUGAUGGCAAUUCUGUCCAAACCCUAACCAUCAAACGCUCUACUACCAUGAUGCCCAGAAUGAUGGGUGGAUACGAUCCCUGCCUCGAUGGUUAUGCAAAAACAUUUUACAAUAGACGAGAUGUGCAAGAAGCCCUUCAUGUUAGUGAUGGGCAGCACUUGAAGAAUUGGAGUAUUUGCAACAAUACCAUAUUUGAAAACUGGUAUGAUUCAAAGCCUUCAAUUAUUCCGAUAUACGAGAAGCUGAUUGCAGCUGGGCUUAGAGUAUGGAUCUACAGUGGAGAUACAGAUGGAAGAGUGCCUGUUUUGUCCACUAGAUAUAGUCUGAGAUCCCUCAGUCUGCCCAUUACCAAGACAUGGAGGCCUUGGUACCAUCAGAAGCAGGUGAGUGGGUGGUAUCAGGAAUAUGCUGGUCUAACAUUUGCAACAUUCAGAGGAGCUGGGCAUGCAGUGCCAUGUUUCAAACCAAGCAGUUCUUUGGCCUUCUUUGCUUCCUUUCUCAGUGGACAAUCCCCACCUUCUGCUAAAUGAUGCUGCUAUUUCCUUUAUUAAUUAACUAUUAUCUUACACAAUAAAAUAAACUCUUCUCAUCUCAUCCACUUUAACACAGUCUAUACAAACUAGAAGGAUCAUUUCAAUUGUAAUCACUUACUCUCAUCUCUUCCCUAAAUAAGACUCAAUAUGGACUCCAAGUGGUUCCAACCCAUCCCAAAUCUUACUUCCAAUUCACAGCCCAACUUUCAGCCAUUUUCCCUAGCUUAGCACAAAUUUGACAAAGAUCUUAUUAUUUUCAAUCUCUCAUUUUGACUUUUUUUAGGGGCCGUUCAGAUUGAGAUUUUCUAAAUGUCCAGAAAUUAGGAUGCCUAGAAAUUAUAUGCCUGGGAAUAAAAUUACUGAAAAUCAAGGAUGACUAUAUUUUGUCGUGCAUGCAAAACAAUGCAUGGAAAUAGUAUGUCUAGAAAUUAAAGAUAACUAUAUUUGGUUGUGUAGGAAAAUGUUAUCAACUUUUAUUGGGAAUGUGUUUAGUGUUGCAUGAGAAUAUUAUUA
Messenger RNA from Benincasa hispida (wax gourd), 2033 nucleotides. It is a transcript of the gene SCPL31, whose product is annotated as serine carboxypeptidase-like 31. Gene Ontology annotation, cellular component: vacuole. The record is from RefSeq and is a predicted model, not a curated record. Gene Ontology annotation, biological process: proteolysis. Lineage: Eukaryota; Viridiplantae; Streptophyta; Magnoliopsida; Cucurbitales; Cucurbitaceae. Gene Ontology annotation, molecular function: serine-type carboxypeptidase activity.